AUGGCUUCGAGCAUUCUCCCAUCCAAAUUCGAUGGAGACGAUAUUGUCGCAUGGCUAAGAGAGUUUGAUGCGUGCGCUUUAGCCAAUGGUUGGAAAGACGAGGACAAAAUUAAGAAAUUGCCAGCGUUUCUACGAGGACGCGCAGCUACACAUUUCUACGCAACCCCUGUCGCUGAAAGAGCUACAUACGACGCCGCAACAAAAAAGCUAAAGCAAGCCCUGUGUCCGCCAGUUGAGAGGGAAAACUAUUACGCAAAAUUUGAAACCCGAAUGCUUCGCACUGGUGAAGAUCCGUCGGUUUACAAGUGGGAGUUGGAACAACUGCUAGAAAAAGCCGAUCCCGACCUCGCUGUAGAAGCCAAAUCUGCUCUUUUGUCCCGCCAAUUCAUGCGUGGUCUGCCGAGCUCUAUACGAGGAAAACUUUUGGCUCACAACCCCACACCAACCUUAAGCGAGAUGCUAAGUUUUGUCCAACGUUAUCGAGCGAUCGAAGACCGCCACGUCCCUGCACAUACGAGCGCAAGCGCAUCAACACACAAGCAGACAGCGGACAUGGACCAACUCGUGGGUUUAAUGACCGAACUGGUAACUCGACAGAAAGCACUCGAAGACCAAGUGGCCACUUCCCAGCAGUUAUAUGCCGCAGCAAUCAAGCAAAACGAACGUCCACGACCAAAAGUUACGUGUUUUCGAUGUGGAAAACAAGGCCACAUUGCUCGACAGUGUCGCAGUUCAAGCCAACGCCAAGACCGUUCCAACGUGCAAUGCUACGAAUGCGGGAGAUACGGACACUUCGCCCGUGAAUGUGGGAACUAUGCGCCUUUAAACUUCCAAGGGCCGUCUCGAGGAACCACAGGCCGGUAGACAGCCCCGAAACAAGUAAGAACUGUGACUUUAUUAAUAAUUCUACUAAUGAUUUUAAUGAUAGUUUGCCAGAACAUCCAUUUGUUGCCUGUCUCAUUGACGGCGUACCUGUCAAUGCUUUGUUAGAUACUGGAUCAAUGAAGUCCUUUAUUAGCGAUAAAGUUCAUAAUAUCUUUGAUUUUGACUGUGGUCGAUUAGAUAAGUCGCAGUCACAGCGUUGUACCUCAAUUACUGGAGGGGACUUAAAUAUUGCAGGAAUCGUAUCUACGAGCGUGACCUUUUCACGCUCUAAACAUAACUAUCAUAGUUCUUUUCUUGUUAGUAGUAAUAUACCGUAUGAUUGUGUUUUGGGAUGGGACUUUAUUACGCAGCAUAAAUUAAGUGUUCAAGGGGAUUUCUUGGGAGGGCGAAGUCGUUAUCAGUUAGUGGGGACCUAUGGGAAAAUCCCAAUACAUGCGGAGCAUCCAGCAAUGAAGGUGCAAUCGAACGGAGUUGUGAUUACAGAGGCCAAAUCACGCGUUGUUUCCCCCAACGAAGGGAGCAAAACCAAUGCGGUACUUGUGCAAUCUCAGUUGAAAGGUGUCAAUAAAGUAAUUCUGUCGGAAGGAGUGGCAAUUCCGGCUCGAUCGGAAAUGGUAAUUGAAGGUAAGAUACAGGCGAAAGAUAUUUCACAGGUUGGCAUGAUAUCAGCUAGUCAGGCAGAUAGUGUUAGACACUUACAAGGAUUACAUGUAGCUCAUUUAGUUGUCACCCCUGUAGGUAAAACCGUACCAGUCCGAAUAGCUAAUACUACAACAAACGAAAUUGAAUUACCGAAAGGCUGCAAAUUGGCGGAAUUUUGUCCCAUACUUGGGCAAGAAGCCGUAUCCAACAAUAAAUUUCCGGUUAAUUGUAAUGCCGUGCAAGCAGAUAAUCUUGGGCAGAAAAUCGAUUCCCGUUUAGAUGCGGGUUUAAGUAACUCCGAAAAACAACAAGUAAAACAAGUAUUAGGCGAGUUUAAAGAACUGUUUAGCGACACAAUUGGCCAAACCAACAUUGCACAUCAUAAAAUUGACACCGGUGAUAACCCGCCGAUUAGGCAACGUGCCAGGCGAGUGCCAUAUGCAUUUCGCGAAGAAUCUAACAAGCAAAUUGAAGACAUGUUAGAUAACGGAAUAAUCAGUCCUAGUACCAGCCCAUGGGCUAGCCCAAUUGUCAUGGUUCGCAAAAAGUCAGGCGAACUACGUUUUUGUAUUGAUUACCGUAGACUUAACCAGAUUACACGCAAUGACGCACAUCCUCUGCCAAGGGUUGACGAUUUACUUGACUCGGUUGGGAAUGCAAAGUAUUUUACCACACUAGACCUCAAAAGCGGCUACUGGCAAAUUCCCGUUCACCCUGAUGACCGUGAAAAAACUGCCUUUGUCACGCAUGGCGGCUUAUAUGAAUUUAAUCGUAUGCCUUUUGGCUUAGCAACCGCGCCUGCAACAUUCCAACGAGCAAUGGAACUAGCUUUAGCUGGCCUUACAUAUAGUAUUUGUCUUUGCUACUUAGAUGACAUAAUUAUCUUUAGUAACAGUAUUACUGAACAUUGUAACCGAUUAAAAGCGGUCUUAACUCACUUCCGGCAGCAUAAUUUGCGCUUAAAUUUAGCAAAAUGUACUUUCGCAGCUAAAGAGGUUCACUAUUUAGGACAUAUGAUAUCCGAAGACGGAGUUAGCCCGCUCCCGUCAAAAAUUGAAGCAAUAAAACAGAUUCCUGUACCAAAGACAGUGAAGGAAGUCCGAAGUUUUUUAGGGUUGUCAGGAUACUACCGCCGUUUUAUUAAGGAUUAUGCAAUGAUUUCGGCGCCUCUCACUAAAUUGACCACGAAAACCAGCAAUAAGCAGUUUAACUGGACCGCAGAUUGUGAACACGCUUUUACAAUUCUAAAAACAUGCCUGUGCAAUUCACCGGUUUUGGUCCAUCCUAAAUUUGACAGAGAAUUCCUCCUACAAACCGAUGCCUCGGAUAUAGGAUUAGGAGCAAUCUUAUCUCAGCUUGAUGACAAUGGCGUAGAGCGGCCCAUUGCGUAUGCCUCAAAAAUUUUGUCUGGUCGAGAGCGUAAGUAUUGCACUGCCGAAAAAGAAGCGUUUGCGGUCAUAUUUGGUAUUCGUACCUUUCGAACGUAUUUACUAGGCCGGCCUUUUAAGGUAAUAACGGACCAUAGCGCACUCAAAUGGCUUGACAGUAUGCAUCUCAAAGGACGAUUAGAGCGGUGGGUAAUGGAGUUACAAGAAUUUCAAUUUUCAGUCGUUCAUAAGCCAGGUAAACUACACAGUAAUGCUGAUGCACUUUCUCGUCUUGUAGCACAUGACCAGUCUACUGAGAACACGUUGAAUACAUUUAACUCGCAUGACCCUGCAGCAGAUAAUAGUAACUGUGCCAUAACGCUUAAUCCGACUAUAAACUUAAGGAAAGCUCAGCAAGACGACCCGAGUAUUUCGAAGGUUAUCCAAAUGAAAACAAACCAUACACCAAAACACAAACUAGCAGCAUGGAGACAUGAUCGCAAUUUAGUAACAUUUUGGCAUCAUUACGAUAAACUGUUUGUUAGAGAUGGGUUGCUUUAUAGGUCCUUAAAGACAAAGAAUACACAUCCAGAUCCAGCCAUAGUGGUGCCCAAAGCUCUAGAAACCGAAAUACUGAAAGGUACUCACGACAGUCCAUUCACCGGGCACUUGGGGGUCACACGAACAUUAGAUCGCAUUAGGAAACGUUUCUUUUGGCCAAACAUGCGGAAAUCAGUUGAAAAUCACAUUCGCCAAUGUGACACAUGCGUCAAAAGGAAAACACCAGCACUGACGGCCAGCAAUGGCACAGCCCCAUUGCAAAGUUUACAAGUUAGCGAACCAUUUACAUUUUGGGCUUUAGAUUACAUGGGUCCCUUACCAGAAACAAAUCGUGGUAACAAGCACAUAUUGGUUUUAAUGGAUCACUUCACCAAAUGGUGUGAAGCUUUUCCUACGCCGGAUCAAAAGGCAUCUACUGUCGCAAAAAUACUUGUUGAUAGAGUUUUUAGUCGUUUUGGUCUCCCAGUUGUCUUGCACUCUGAUCAAGGUGCAAAUUUCGAAAGCACGUUAAUGCAUGAAGUAUGCGAUGUAAUGGGAAUUACAAAGACCAGAACAACCGCGUAUCACCCUCAAUGUGAUGGGCAAGUUGAGCGACAAAACAGAACAUUACAAGAUAUGUUAGCGGCAUUUUGUACAAAACAGGGCAAUGAUUGGGACUUAUGCCUAAACGCAGUAGUUUUCGCGUACAACACUAGUCGACAAGAAUCACUACAAACCUCUCCAUUUGAAAUAGUUUUUGGACGUAUUCCAAGAUUACCGUUAGAAUUAGAAUUAGGACUCCCACUGAAAGAUCCCAGUACGCAAUCAGAGUACACUCAGUCGCUUAGGAAGAUAUUUAAGGAGGUGAGGGAGGUAGCAAGGCAGAAUUUAGAGAAAGCAAGAACAAAACAGAGAAAAUGUAACGAAGAAAGAAUUCGGACAUGGAGCCCUUUCGCCCCAGGGGAAACAGUAUACCUGCGCAGACCGAAAGGAUGGAAAUUGGGGGCGAAGUGGAUUGGGCCAUUUGAAAUUGUUUGUAGGAUGGGUGUUGAUUACAAAAUAAGGUCGAGCAAAGGUAAGAUUACGGUGGUUCAUCAUGAUCGGCUAAAGCGUGGUUAUGCACCCGUGAAUGGCGGCAAUGUUGUUUGUCCUGCUCCAGAACUUGGGGGUGACCGGGUGGUUUACACUGCUCCCACAGACGACAUUCAACCUAAUUGCGACAAUGCUCCACAUAUCCCACAGGUUAGGCCUAGGAAUCUCAGGCAAAAUGUUCAUCCGCCUGAUCGGUACGGCUGUGCUGCGUAG
Molecule: messenger RNA, 4739 nt
Organism: Paramuricea clavata
Lineage: Eukaryota; Metazoa; Cnidaria; Anthozoa; Malacalcyonacea; Plexauridae
Source: the annotation of a GenBank genome assembly